AUGGUUUUCAAUGCUGGGCGAAUGCGGCCCAUCCCGAUUUUUCACUGCCAGAGGCCACAGCUGAGGCGUUCCAUCUGUCCCAACCGGAUCGUGGCAACCCCCAUUGCGCGUGACGCGCAGUUGGAGUGGUCUGGCGCUAUUGAGCCGGACCUUUCCAACCUGGCCAGCUAUCGUCCUGUGGCAUCCGUUCAGUUGACGCCUGUGGCGCAGCCUGUGGCACAGGUGGUGACGUCAGCACCAGUGGUUCUGGCACGACGGCAGAUUUCUGUGGGGCAUUUGCCACAGACCCAGCUCACCGGAGAGGUCGAGGGCCUUCCAACGACCCCGGGACUCUUGAACUGUCAGUUUCCCUUGUGUGGCGUCCGGGUCACGAUCAUGAAGUGCUCCUUCAUCUGCGGCUGUCCUGGCCACACAGGUCUUUCACCACGCUCCAUGGACCCAGACUCCUGCCGCACUGGGACUCUUGUCAUCGCCACAAUUUCAGCCUCCAGAUCUCUUGGGGCUGCAGGAGGAGAAGCCCCAACAGGAGCAGCAUAUCCCUUCAGAUCAUUUAGCCCAAGCGGUUCUUGCGCAGUCGUCAGUCAGAUAGCUCAGACCUCUGGAGGUCCGAUGAUAGAGCUCAGCACAGGAGCAGCUUCAGCCAGUACCAGAGGUGCUCAGGGCAGGGCUCGCCUUCAGAACGAGCUUGCGGCGCAAAAGGGCACUUUCUUUACAGCAGUGCUUGCUGCCAUGGCCAGACGAAUGCAGCCCACGGCAUCAGUGGAGGGUAGCCCUCAGGAGCUCUUGGACAGGGGCAUCUGCGGCAGCCGGUACCUCAAGAGGUUUGGAAGUUUUGCAAAGGUGAGAGAGCUGAACUUCCAAGCCGCCAGAGACCAAACAGCCCUCCUUGCAGUGGCCAUCGAUCAGGAGCUGGAUGUGGUCACCACCAAGCGCCUGGAGCUUACAAGCCAGUCCAAGCACGGUCUAUUCUCCAGCGGAGGAGACACCUACAAUGCCAAUCCAAGCCCAAAGCCCAAAGGCCAGCCAAAGAAGAAGGGCGCAGGCAGAGGAGGAGGAACCCAAGCCGUAGCCGACGGGGAGGAGGUCUGA
This is a messenger RNA of Cladocopium goreaui, 1089 nucleotides long. Lineage: Eukaryota; Dinophyceae; Suessiales; Symbiodiniaceae. The record is from the annotation of a GenBank genome assembly.